Molecule: messenger RNA, 2951 nt
Organism: Parasteatoda tepidariorum (common house spider)
Lineage: Eukaryota; Metazoa; Arthropoda; Arachnida; Araneae; Theridiidae
Product: esterase E4
Source: RefSeq, a predicted model, not a curated record
GGAGUGGAAAAAAAGGUUCUAUUAUUAUCGUUUGGUCGAACAAAAACUUCACCGCACGUGCAUUUAGUAAGCAUAAAUGAAGUAGCCUCAAGGCAAGAUUGAUUGAUUCCUCUCUCUCUCCCUAUCUUUCUCACCUUUCAACAUCUUCAUCUUCCUUAAAGAAUAUUGAAACUCCUCAUAUUUGAAAAAAAAAGUUUCAGAACAUAUUUUCUCAAGUUUGCCAGUUGAAUUAGUUUUUAUUUGAGUUGUUCUGAGCUUUUUUAUUUAUCGUUUGCUUUUUAACAAUUGUAUUUGAUUGAGAGAGAACAGGUGAUAUUUUUUUUCGUAAAGAUGUGAAUUUUCAAAUUUCUACAAAACUUUUAGUUUAGUUUCAAUUCCGUACUGCAGGUUUUUAUAAAUUAAAAUAGUGCCAAUUAUUUCGAACAUUUGAAGCUGAUUGUGAUUACCAAACUGUUUUCAAGUUCAAAUUUCACUGAAGUCUUGUAUCAUUAGUUAGAUUUUUGGAAAUAUUCUUAAUCAACAUGUUCUACGCACAGAAACUUAAUAUAUUUACAACUUUCAUCGUCAUCUGUUCCCUUUUUUGCUUUUGGAGUGUUCGAAGUCAAGAAUAUGGAACAACUUUGACUUUAAAUCAAGGUUUAGUCAUUGGACGAAUUCUAAAAACGUCAAAUGGACGUGAUUUUUAUGCUUUCCGAGGAAUACCAUAUGCGACCCCUCCAAUAGGUAUCCUAAGAUUUAAGGAACCACUCAUGUAUCCAGGCUGGGCUGGAACUCUGGACGCCAGAGAUUACAGAUCAGUCUGUCCACAGAUUGACCUUCAAGGUCGUGUAAAGGGAAAUGAGGAUUGUUUGUUUAUCAAUGUGUUCACCCCCAAUAUACCUGCUACAGGAUCAUUUUCAUCUGUCACUUAUCCCGUUAUGAUCUUCAUCCACGGAGGAAAUUUUGAAGAAGGAUCAGCAAAUAUUUAUGGUCCGGAAAAACUGAUGGAUAAAGGAAUAAUUCUGGUCACUUUCAACUACAGGAUAGGUGUAUUUGGUUUCUUAAGCACUGGUGAUCAAGCCAUUUCCGGUAACAUGGGAUUAAAAGACCAAGUUUUAGCCAUUAAAUGGGUGAGAGAGAACAUAGAUCGUUUUGGUGGUGAUCCUAACGCUAUCACUCUUUUCGGACAAGGGUCAGGAGCUGCAAGUGUAUUCAUGCAUAUACUUUCUCCCAUGAGUCAAGACUUGUUCAACAGGGCCAUCAUGCAAAGUGGUUCAGCUCUCUGCGAUUGGGCUUUAGAAGGUGAUCCGCACGGCUAUGCUCGAGAAAUUGCACAGCGAUUGGGUUGCUCAAUCAGCUCAUCGGCAACUAUACUUGACUGUGUUAGACAAAAAACUUUUCAAGAGAUACUCAAUGCACAAAAGGAUAGUAAAAUCUUUGGAGAUUUUCCUUUAAGAGCUGUCCCAGUUGUUGAAAAGAGUGGCGACAAAAGAUUUCUGACAGACACGCCUUUAAACUUACUAAACGCUGAAAAUUUCAGAAGAAUACCUUUAAUGGCUGGAAUAAACAGAGAUGAAGGGGCUUUCUUUUAUCCUUUGCUCUUGAAUACAUAUCGAGAUGCUCUGAGGGACAAUCCGAAUUUCCUCCGAACACAUCUAAUUCCAAUGUUCAUUCUAACUACGACAAACAUAAGAGGCAAUGUGGAUUCUGUAUCAGAGACAAUAAUGUUUGAAUACUUCAAUCGCAUCAACCACUCCAAUGUAUCCCAAAUUUUACAACCCUUCAUAAACAUGUCGACGGAUGCUAUGUUUACCGCAUGCAACGAUAUAACAGUGCAUUUAUAUGCAUCUAAAGGUGCACCAGUUCAUAUGUACACUUUUGAAUACAGGGGCGAGAAUAGCAUGGUCGAAAUAGAACACGGCACACCCAUUGCUUAUUUUGAUCCAGGUGUUUCACAUGGAGACGAAUUGUUGUAUCUAUUUAACUUAGACGUAGAAGGACUCAGACAGCCCUCUUUAUUAGAUAAUUUAGUUAGCGGACGUGUUGUUUCCCUUUGGACGGAUUUUGCAAAAUUCGGGGAAGCUCCACAGUACGUGAAUUACGAAUAUCCUCGUUGGGAGACUUACAAGCCAGACACACAACGUUACUAUCGAAUCGAAAGAGACUUACGUCCAGAAUCAUUUUACAAACAAAGAGCUGUCGACAUGUGGACAAGACAUCUCCCUGCAUUGGCGGAGNAUGACAACACCAACCACAAGCCCACUCAUUCAAGACACGCGAGCCGAGAGUCUGUACAGAACACUUGCUUGGGCUAUGGUCUCAAUUUCCAUUGCACUACUAGUUGUUGUGGUAGUUCUGCUGGUUGUACUUUACAACCAAAAGAAGAGCCAAAGCUUCAAGGCCAGCACUGAAAAUCAAUCUAGAAUAUCUGGUUCCACUCUUUACUAAAGGAAGAGAUUCAUAGAUAUUCCUCGUGAUUUUCAAAGCACGGAUCCAGAAUGAAAUAUAGGAUAAUUGUGUUUAAAUAGGUGAUAUACGAGUUUGCAAGGCGCCUUUACUUAUUGAACAACUCUUAAUUGAUCAACUUUGGCUUUUUUUUCUAAGGGACAAAUCAUCGAAAAAAAUUUACAGUAAACUCUCGAUCAUUCGCGUCUUGGCUAUGGAGCAAAAUCUUGCAUGUAGAGAAUUUUAGGACUAAUUGACUUUUUAUAUACUUCUCAUAUUUUGUCCAUAAGAAAUUCUGUUUCAAUGGUACUUUGUCUACGUUAGGUGCUGCUUUAUAUUUUGCUAGUUUGAGACCUGUUCAAAUUUUUUUCCUGGCAAGAUUCUGUGCGCCAUUAAUCUGUAUGAUAUUCUUAUCUUCAAAAUAUCAAACACAAUUUUUAAUUACAACCAGUACAGGGUGCGUAGCCAGAUUUUUCAACGAAAAAUAAGCACCUUUUAAGUACUCAAAAAUAUUUUUUAUCACUUUC